AUGCAGUGCACCAGAGUCAUCCGAACCAUUCGACCUGGCUUCUUUCGCCGUCCGUUCUCAGCCUCGACCGCCAUCAAGUCGUCCUGGAGUACUGGCCCGUCUCCACCACGCCUUCCAAAAGAAGAGCAAGAAAUAUUCGAGCGACUACAGAAGCAAUCGACGGGCGCCUUCAGCACCCCAAAGCAGCCUGAACAAGAUACUGAGAAGCACAAGGAUGUCGAUGUGGCAGCUGAAAGUGCAGAGCUCGGCAAUGCCACAGUGAGGUCAGGCGAGGCAGACAAGAUGCUUGAACAGCUACGAGAAAGAGCACGACUGGCGGCGAAGGGCGAUGGAGAAGAGCUACACCCGAACGUGCGAAGGGGAGCAGCACCUGAGUUUGACGGCGAUACCAAUCCGCAGACUGGUGAGGUCGGCGGACCUAAAAAUGAUCCACUGAGAUGGCGUGGCGAUUGGAGUUAUAAUGGCAGAGUCACAGACUUUUGA
This is a messenger RNA of Fulvia fulva, 483 nucleotides long. Its product is annotated as Succinate dehydrogenase assembly factor 4, mitochondrial. Gene Ontology annotation, biological process: mitochondrial respiratory chain complex II assembly. The record is from RefSeq and is a predicted model, not a curated record. The transcript has a single exon. Bases 1 to 483 code for a protein of 160 amino acids. Gene Ontology annotation, cellular component: mitochondrion. NCBI's taxonomy places the organism in Eukaryota, Fungi, Ascomycota, Dothideomycetes, Mycosphaerellales, Mycosphaerellaceae.